AUGGGCCCCUGUACCGCCUCCUCAUGCUGCUGCCAGGCCCGUAAUCUGCCAUGGGCCCCCGUACUGACUCCUCAUGCUGCUGCCAGGCCCGUAAUCUGUCAUGGGCCCCUGUACCGCCUCCUCAUGCUGCUGCCAGGUCCAGAGUGUGUCAUGGGUCCCUGUACCGCCUCCCAUUGCUGCUGUCUCCAUCGCCACACUCUGCCAUGUGCCACUUUCAGGUCUCCUCACACUGCUGGUGGGUUCCAUUUUGUCAUAGGGUGCUGUAUGGCCUCCCAUUGCUGCUGCCUCCACUGCCACACUGUGGCUCCACACUCUGGUUUUGGCCCCGUGACUGCCCAAAUGAGUGAAGUGUGCGGUGAUUCUAAGAUCGACGGCACUCAUCUGCAUGUCAUACUGACUGACAGUAUUAUUUCUCUUCCCCAGCAGACUCCAAGGGCAUUUAAAUUAAAGGUACAGUGUUCUGCACUAAUAUAA
This is a messenger RNA of Staurois parvus, 474 nucleotides long. The record is from the annotation of a GenBank genome assembly. NCBI's taxonomy places the organism in Eukaryota, Metazoa, Chordata, Amphibia, Anura, Ranidae.